Messenger RNA from Marasmius oreades (fairy-ring Marasmius), 717 nucleotides. RefSeq lists its product as uncharacterized. Bases 1 to 717 code for a protein of 238 amino acids. NCBI's taxonomy places the organism in Eukaryota, Fungi, Basidiomycota, Agaricomycetes, Agaricales, Marasmiaceae. The record is from RefSeq and is a predicted model, not a curated record. The transcript has a single exon.
AUGGACGUCGACUACUGCCUUACCUGCCAAUGCCAUUUCGAAGCUGGCCCCUUCAAUCCCUACUGCUCCAUCCAAUGUCGUCCAGCAUCAUCCAACCACCACCACCACCUCGUCGCCGACAACGACGACGCUUACGAUGAUGACGACGAGCCUGUAUACCAUUACGUUCAGGAUACCUCUUACAUCAGGCAAUGGGCAGCCGCUAUUCCCGACGGCUCCCUUCCACACGACAACAACGACGACGACUGCCAUCCAUCCAUUCCCUCGCGUCGUCAAAGUCCCUCUCCUCAUCGUUCCCGUUCCCGUCCUAAACUGUUGACGUCGUUGAGCAAACCACCCACGUCGACCACGUCCUCCUCGUUUCAUCACGCAGAUGUCCUUUCGUCUUCCCCCUCAUCAGACUCGUCUUCCCUUGCCACUCCCGUUUCCCCUGCUCUCUCAUCCAAGAUGCUGGGCAUGGUAAAGUCCUGGGUAUCACCCUCGAGCGUCCAUGACAACGUCUGGUGGACACCCCAAUCCACUUCCCAGCAAUGCCAUACUUUCCUUGCCAACACGGACUCUCACCACCACCAUCACGAUUCUCCUUCUUCUCCUUCGAAACCCAUGACUAUCUCCACCACCAAAAAAUCAAAAUCACACCACCAUCACUCCCUUGCCGCGUACGAGGCUUCUUAUCUGCCUCAACCACGAUACAUCCCUUCACGCGGAGGGCUAUAG